AGCUUCUGAUCGGGUAGGUCGGGGGUCGGCAACCCGCGGCUCGGGAGCCGUAUGCGGCUCUUUCGCACCUCCGCUGUGGCUCCCUGCGCAUUAAAUAUUCUUAUGUUGUUUUUUAUGCGAAGUGGGCGAUCUUUCUGUUUGGAGUUCAAGUUGAAAAAAAGUUUUAAUAUUUCGUCAAAUAAAAUAUGCGUCAUUGAUCACGUGACGUCAACUGCGCGCCGCCUUUCUCUGCAGGUGAAUAAAGAGUUUUCAACACCCGCCCUCGGUAAGCUAAUAAUGGAUAAAUCCAAAAAGAGAAAAAUCUCGGAGGAAAAUAGAGAAUUUAAUUCUACAUGGACAGAUUUAUUUGCUUUCACUGCCAGUGAUGCUGGCUUACCUGUGUGCUUGAUAUGUGGUGAGAAACUGAUAUUGGAGCGAUACUGAAAACCUCCACAAACCGGACAAACCUGUGUUUGAAACAUGGAGUGCCAUUCCCGACACUUAUAUGAACAUGAAGAAGUAUGCCUUUGGAGUCUUGUCCAUCUUUGGAUCAGCAUACUUGUGUGAGCAGGUUUUCUCAAACAUGAACUACAUAAAAUGUAAGUACCUCCCCGUCUGACUGACGACAGCCUGCAGUCCUGUGUGAAGAUGAAAGUCACAUCUUACAGCCCCGAUAUAGAGAAGCUCUGCAGGGAUGUUCAGAGACAGAAAUCACAUUAAACAGGCUCAAGGGCUGAUUGGUGUAGCCUACGUUGCUGAGGAGAAAAAGAGAAGAGGAUGACACCACACUGACAUGGACUGAAGUCAUAAUUAAAUACAAAGUGGCCUGUUUGUUUAGCCUGCAUAGUUCCAUGAUUUAUUUAUUUAAAAGUGGGCUGCACCUUAUUUUGCUAAUUUUCUUCAAACAUUGGGAGAACUCAAAUAGCCUGCAUCGUUCUGUGUCUUUAGUUUAUUUCAAAGUGGGCCAGUUUAUUUUUUUGUAAAAUGUCAACAGUUUUGAUUGCAGUUCUAUGAUUUCAUAAAUGCAGCAUAGGUAGUUUUUUUGUAUAUAAAGUAUAACUAUACAUAAAACUUUAUAAGCUUGUAUUGUAUCUUCAUUUUAAGGGUCAAAUAUGUUUUGCAGCUCCAGAUGAAUUUUAUUUAGGAGAGAGGGGGCAAAACGGCUCCAGGUUGCAGACCCCUGGGGUAGGCCCAGGCGGGUAUGGGCCCACCCACUUUGAAUUGUGGCCCACCCAAUCAGAAGCUGGUAAUUUUCCAAAUAGAUCUACGAAAUAAUAAUAAUAAUAAUAAUAAUAAUAAUAAUAAUAAUAAACGUCUUAUCACACUAUAACUUUAUAUAUUUAGUUAAAAAAGAAUGAUUAAAUGCAAGUUCCCAUGGUCAAUAUAUCUUCGCCGCUGCUCCUAACAAAAAACUUCAUCACAUCAACGUUUAUAAGUUUUACUUUGUUAAACAACAGCACGUUUAUAAAUCUCGUGAAGUUUAGUCUUAGAUUAUAUGGAUUGUGAGCCGUACAAGUCCCUCUGUAUGAGCUGUUACCAUAGAAACAGUAAUGUAUUAGAAUGAGCGCAUUAACAUGAGCCUGUCGCUAAGGUUACAGCCGGAAGUACCUGUGCUGCUAUACGGAAAUUAAUGCACACCUUCUGACCAAUCAGAUUCGAGCAUUCAACCCCGCUGGGUAUAAAAUGAAUUGAAACCAACCCAAAAGUGUGAGCGGUCUUCACAUGAACGCUUUUAUUUUACCACACCCAUAUUGGAAAAACGGUUCGUACUGUCAGUCUGCCGAUCAAACACGGUUAUUAUUGGACAGGGCAUGAAGUGUUAGCCAAUCGUAUUCCUGGAGGUGGGACUUUCCGGAAAACGGGUGGGAAAUAAAUAAGGUCGAUAUUAGCUAAUCACUUCCGCUCUUGCGCAAAAGACAAAUGUUUUGUUGCUAAUAAAUGUAACAUCUCCCUCUUCUGGAUGGAGUUAACAGUGUGUGGAAUAUCACUCUGUUUUUUACUCCUGAUAUUGAAUUAAAAGUGAGCGUGAGUUACGUAAAAUCAUUAGUUUAAAUAAAGAAAACAGUGGUGAUGUUGAUGUUAUGUCACGUUUUGUCACGCUACACUUCUUGACUGAUGUUAAUUCAGAUCGGAAAACAAUCUAGCUUUGUGUUAGAUAGUUUUGAAUCGCUUUACUGUGUUUGGUUCAUUCACAAUCCUUAAUGGAUCUUGAGAGAAAUGGAUGAAGAGGCGUCGCUGGAGAGUUACUUUGACCAGUCAAUUGCUGGUUCCUCUGAGUACAUAUUUGAAGGGGAUUUGGGUUUGCAUGGCCCCCCACAGCUUCAGGAUCCCUCUUUCCUCUCCUCCUCUAUCUCCAGCCAGCAGAAAGAUCUCUCUGAGGAUCUGGACCUGAGCUUUCUGCCUGAUGAGCUUAGUGCUCAGGAUGAAGGGGGAGAGAAUGCAGCAGUGGGUUCUGCAGAGGACAGUGGUGUUUUCCUGGACUGUACAACUGCAGCCUCGGCUGAAGCAGACACUGAUAUCAGUAAGAGGCAGCCUGCAGCCUCCCCCUUCUGCAACCUCCCUAUGACCCCCAUGACACCCAUGACCCCUGUUGCCCCUGUGGCAGAAAGUUCAGGAAUCAUUCCACAAUUACAGAAUAUAGUGUCCACAGUAAACCUGGCUUGUCCUCUAGACCUGAAAGCCAUUGCCCUUCAAGCUCGAAAUGCUGAGUACAAUCCAAAGCGUUUUGCUGCUGUAAUUAUGCGGAUCCGUGAACCCAGGACCACUGCCCUCAUCUUCAGCUCAGGAAAAAUGGUCUGCACUGGUGCAAAGAGUGAGGAGCAGUCUCGCCUUGCUGCAAGGAAGUAUGCCCGGGUGGUACAGAAGCUCGGCUUCCCAGCCAAAUUUCUCGACUUCAAGAUCCAGAACAUGGUUGGCAGUUGUGAUGUGUGUUUCCCAAUACGGUUGGAGGGCCUGGUUCUGACUCACCAACAGUUCAGCAGCUAUGAACCCGAGUUGUUUCCUGGUUUGAUCUACCGUAUGGUGAAGCCACGGAUUGUCCUCCUGAUUUUUGUGUCUGGAAAAGUUGUUCUUACAGGUGCUAAAGAUCGCUCCGAAAUAUAUGAAGCUUUUGAGAAUAUCUACCCAAUUCUGAAAGGAUUCAGGAAACAGUGAAAAAGAAAGUGCACUUCUACUUUUUAUUGAGUUCUGAUAUGUCUGUAUAUGAGGUGAUUGUCUCUGUUUAGAUAUCUACUUUUACUGAAAGUGAUUCUUUAAGCUUUCACUUGAAUCAAACCUUUGUUAAGGGACAUUUUGUAUUUUGUUUGCAAACAUUGUGCAUGUUGUUUGUAUGUGUUUCUGUCACUGUGAUUACCAUUUGAGUGGUGAGAGGUAAAUGUUUUGUUAACACAUUUUGCUGCAUAGGACACUGAACUAUAAAAGUCUGAUUUUCUGACAACUGGUUCUGAUUUUCAUACUAGAAAAAUGACACAAUCCACCAUGCUGUUUCAGAGCCUCUGCUCAUGUUGUGUUUGCAUUUCUCAUGUUGCCUUGUUUUUCAUAGAUUUUUCUCCAGACUCGCCAACGCCCAAUUCUCCUGACAGAAUGUUCCUCUAGCUGUUUCUCCUGAUUCAGUUCUAUUGAAAACAGUUCUAUUUAUUUCGAUAUUGUAACCUGCGCCCUGUUCUUUGUACAUCACUUAACAAAUCCAAGAUAAAAUGACUUGUGCCAGAUUUACUAAACACGGUCAUUCCAAGUGGUCUAAUUCAGUUCUUCAAACGCACCUGAGAACUAGUUCUACCCUAUAUGGCCAAAGUUUUGUGGACAAUUGACCAUUACACCCAUAUGUGUUCCUUUUCCAAACUGUUGACACAAAGUUGGAAGCACACAAUUGUGUAGGAGGCCUUUGUAUGAUGUAGCAUUACUAGUGAAAAUCCCUUCAGUGGAACUAAAGGACCCCAAUGUGUUUCAGCCUGACAAUUCCCUUUGCACAAAGCGAGGUCCCUGAAAACAUGGUUUGCCAAGGUUGUAGUGGAAGACCUUGAGUGGCCUGCACAGAACCCUGACCUCAACCCCACUGAACACCUUUGGGAUGAACUGGAAUGCUGACUGCACCCCAGGCCUCCUCACUCGACAUCAGUACCUGACCUCACUAAUGCUCUUGUGGCUGAAUGGGCACAGAUCCCCACAGACACGGUCCAAAAUGUAGUGGAAAGCCUUCCCAGUAGAGUGGAGGUUAUUAUAACAGCAAAGGGGACUAAAUCUGGAAGGGGAUGUUCAAAAAGUACAUAUGGAAGUGAUGGUCAGGUGUCUACAAACUUUUGGCCAUUUGGUGUAUUCUUGUAGAACUUGAGUUGUCUGGCAUAAGUGCAUGCUCCUGUUUUGCUUGGAAAGGCAGAUACACUCUUUGCUGAAAGUAUCAGAAUGGCAAGGCUAAUUCUUUUGUUUUUGCUAUACACUGAAAACAUUUGAAAUUAAAAGAUAAAUAUGAGACAAUAGAUCAGAAUUUCAGCUUUAAUUUCCUGAUAUUUACAUCUUGAUAUGUUAAACAACUUAGAACAUGGCAUCUUUGGUGGCAGACCACCCAAUUAUUAGGUGAGCAAAAGUAUAUGAACAGUCUUAAAGUACAAUGUUUCUGUCAUUAACUGCUGUUGUUUUCCUUGGCCAACUUGUUUGAUGUCUGGUUGUUAGUACACCAGUGGUU
Molecule: messenger RNA, 4660 nt
Organism: Pangasianodon hypophthalmus (striped catfish)
Lineage: Eukaryota; Metazoa; Chordata; Actinopteri; Siluriformes; Pangasiidae
Gene: tbpl2
Product: TATA box binding protein like 2
Exons: 8
Coding region: 2197-3132 (311 amino acids)
Biological process (GO): DNA-templated transcription initiation
Molecular function (GO): DNA binding; RNA polymerase II general transcription initiation factor activity
Source: RefSeq, a predicted model, not a curated record